This is a messenger RNA of Ipomoea triloba (trilobed morning glory), 2301 nucleotides long. RefSeq lists its product as uncharacterized. The transcript has a single exon. The coding region runs from base 1 to 2301 and encodes 766 amino acids. Gene Ontology annotation, biological process: DNA integration. The record is from RefSeq and is a predicted model, not a curated record. Lineage: Eukaryota; Viridiplantae; Streptophyta; Magnoliopsida; Solanales; Convolvulaceae. Gene Ontology annotation, molecular function: RNA-DNA hybrid ribonuclease activity; nucleic acid binding.
AUGGAGGCCUACGUCGAUGAUAUGCUCGUCAAGAGUACUUUUCGGGCCGACCAUCCGGGCGAUCUGAGAGCCUGUUUCCAAGUUAUGCGCGAACAUCGGUUAAGGUUGAACCCAAAGAAGUGCACUUUUGCUGUACAGACUGGGAAGUUUUUGGGCUACAUGAUGACCAGACGCGGAAUAGAGCCGAACCCGGCCAAGAUACAAGCCAUCUUGGACAUGCAGCCCCCAACCAGCAUUAGGGAAGUACAACAACUCACCGGCCGACUGGCCGCGCUCAGCAGAUUCCUCUCUAAACUAGCCGAUCGAGCUCAUCCUUUCUUCAAGAUCUUGAAAAAGACUAACGGCUUCACUUGGGAUAAUGACAGCCGGGCAGCUUUCGAAGGCCUCAAAGCCUAUUUAGCUUCCCCGAUUGUCUUGUCGAAGCCCGAGCCAGGAGAGGAUCUUGAGUUAUAUCUUGCUGUUUCCGAUCAGGCCGUCAGCGCGGUCUUGUGCCGGGUUGAUAAUGAAGGAGUACAACGACCGGUGUACUACGUCAGCCAUGCGUUGCAGGGACCGGAGUUCCGGUACACUCGGCUGGAGAAGGUGGUGUUCGCGUUAGUCACGGCGGCGAAGCGACUGACACCCUACUUUCAAGGUCGGAUUAUUCGCGUGUUAAUAGAUCAGCCGAUAGGGGCCAUCCUCAGAACCUCAACCUCUUCGGGACGCCUGGUAAAAUGGGCCAUGAUGUUGACGCAGUUCGCGUUGGAAUAUAAACCCCGACCGUCCAUCAAGGCCCAAGCUUUGGCUGAUUUCGUGGUGGAAUAUACCGCACGAGAUACCGAGUCGGACCCAAACAAUCCUCAGACCCCGGAAUGGUGGGAAGUCAGUACAGACGGAUCCAGCGGAAAAAGGGGAGCGGGAGCGGGAAUAGUCAUCACGACCCCUGAGGGCUUUAAAGCUUACUAUGCUAUCGUGUUCCACUUCUCGCCGACCAACAAUGAGGCCGAGUACGAGGCACUAAUCGCCGGACUGGUGCGAUCGAGACAAUUGGGGGCGAAGGCCGUCCGAGCUAAAACAGAUUCCGCGCUAGUCGUUGGCCAGGUCAACGGCGAGUUCGUUACCAACGGGAAUAAGUUGAUAAUCUACAAAGAUCGGACGCUAGCCAUCUUGCGGCAGUUUGAGGCUUAUGAGCUCGCUCACAUUCCCAGGUCAGACAACGCUGAUGCCGACAUGCUAUCCCGACUGGUGCAUGAGGCCCCCGAGCAUAUAUCAAAGAUAGCCCACAUAGAGGAAGCAGUCGCACCUUGCAUCAAUGCUCUUGAGAUAGAACCGGUCAAUGAGGAACAAGACCUAUGGAUAACCGACCUCAAGGAAUACCUCCAAGAUGGGAAAAUACCAAAUGAGGCAGAUCGAGCGCGAAAAGUAAAGCUCAGAGCGCCCAGAUUCCAGGUCGUGGACGACCGUUUAUAUCGGCGAUCCUACGGGGGCCCAUUGAUGAGAUGCUUGAACGCGUUCGAAGCAGAGAUCGUCAUGAAGGAGCUACAUUCAGGUCUAUGCUCGGCACAUCAAGGAGGCCGAUCACUCGCACGCCGGAUCAUGGUUAUGGGAUAUUACUGGCCGUCUAUCCAAUUUGAUUGUGAAAGCCUCGUCAGAGCAUGCGAGCCUUGUCAGAAAUUUGCAAAGACUCCAGGUCGGCCGGCGACCUUCUACCAACCAAUCAGCACGGCUAUCCCAUUCGCACGUUGGGGGGUGGACAUCAUAGGUCCGUUCCCGAUCCUAGCAGCUAGGAAGAAGUUCGUGAUCGUCGCCAUCGACUACUUUUCAAAGUGGAUUGAGGCGGAACCCUUGGCGACCAUAACGGCUCAGCAGUGCGCACGCUUUAUAUGGAGGAACAUCAUCGCUCGCUUCGGAGUCCCCGUGCACCUGAUCACGGAUAAUGGAAGGCAAUUUGAAAGUCGGUACCUUCAAAGUUUUCUAGCUACGGUCGGCGCGAAAUCCAUCCGAUCGUCUGUGGCGUAUCCCCAGGGUAAUGGUCAGGUCGAGAACGCGAACCGGACGAUCUUAGACGGACUGAAGAAGAAGCUGUUCGAUGCCGGUCGAAAUUGGACAGAUGAAUUGCCUUAUGUAUUGUGGGCGUAUCGGACGACUCCUCGCGAGGCCACCAAGGAAACCCCCUUUGCACUAGUCUAUGGUGCAGAAGCUCGGUUGCCGGUCGAAGCUUGGAUCCCGACGACCAGAGAAAGAGGGUACGACGAGGAUAACAACGAGCGAAUGAUGACGCAGUUCUUUGAUUGCGCUCGGGAAGCUCCGAUCUCCGAAUAG